UAAGCGAUUGAAAACCAUCACAGCUUUGAUUGACACAAAUACAGCUAUGAAGACUUUUGUUGUUGCUUUGUUGGUGGCCUGUCUGCUUUAUUGCAAUGGUCAAGAAACGUGCGUUCCCUCUCCACCGAAUGUGGCAGAGAUAGCUGGGGAAACGGACACCCAACCCAGAGAUAUUCAGACAAAAAUUAAUGAUGCUCUGAGCAAGGAUACUGAAGUCAUGUUGGCAGUAAAUGCCCUGUCUGCUGAAAGGGCGCUUGUGUACCAGGAAUCUAAAUCUCUUUACACAGACAUAUGCCCAAAAAGGCUGGAAUACGUCACGAGACUCUAUCUUUCACAAUAUAAAGAGGUGUGUUACGUCGUGUCCCCUUACCGACAAAGAGUGAGAUAUGCCGUCUGCGGAGGAAGUGGGUGUUACGGAGGCAAAUAUUACAAGAGUCAAUGUGUCAGGACCGGGUGGACCAGACUUCAGUUCUGGGUGUGGUGUCCCACCUGUGGCUUCAAGCUGAUUGCCAGGUGGUACCCACAGUGCUGCUCAUGCUACAGGUGGCUUCCUUGUCUACAGGCUGCAGAUGAAAUCACUGGGCAGUCAUAAGAGCUGAACGUCAGGAAACAGACAUGCAUACAAACAUGUCAGCGUCAUUGCGGUCUGAUGAAAUGACAAAAAUAUUGUUAUACUUAAUAUUUCAUCAUUCAAAUAAACCUGACA
Messenger RNA from Magallana angulata, 706 nucleotides. RefSeq lists its product as uncharacterized. The transcript has 5 exons. Lineage: Eukaryota; Metazoa; Mollusca; Bivalvia; Ostreida; Ostreidae. The coding region runs from base 47 to 592 and encodes 181 amino acids. The record is from RefSeq and is a predicted model, not a curated record.